AAAUAAAAAUUUAAUAUAUGUAGUUGUAUUAUCUAUACGGGAUCUGUGUUUGAGACAAUUAAUGAAAUAAUAUCAAUAAUUUUUUUAACAAAAUGAAAGUUGCAGCUGGAUUUGUUAUAUUUAGAUUUGUAAAUAACAUUGAAUACCUCCUGUUACAAGCUUCCAAUGGCUUACACCACUGGACUCCUCCAAAGGGGCACGUUGAUCCAGGAGAGACUGAUAUCAUGGUUACUGCAUUUAGAGAAACUCUUGAAGAAUCGGGCCUUACAAAGGAUGAUUUAAAAGUGUAUGAAGGUUGCAAAACGACAAUGCAUUAUAUGGUUAAUAAUAAGCCAAAAGAAGUUCAUUACUUUUUGGCAGAACUGAUUAAACCAAACGCAGAAGUUAUAUUGUCGCAUGAGCACCAAGAUUUUAAAUGGUUAGGAUUAUCUGAGGCAUGUGAAAUUGUAGCAUUUGAAAAGUUGCAGAAUAUGUUUAAAGAGUUUGAAGAAUGGAUUACUAACAAGAAAAAUGAGUCCAAGAAUUUAAAAUAAAAUGUGAUAUUUAUUUGCUUUUAUAAAUAUGUUUUAAACUUG
Molecule: messenger RNA, 575 nt
Organism: Diabrotica virgifera virgifera (western corn rootworm)
Lineage: Eukaryota; Metazoa; Arthropoda; Insecta; Coleoptera; Chrysomelidae
Product: bis(5'-nucleosyl)-tetraphosphatase [asymmetrical]-like
Exons: 1
Coding region: 93-533 (146 amino acids)
Biological process (GO): AMP biosynthetic process; ATP biosynthetic process
Molecular function (GO): bis(5'-nucleosyl)-tetraphosphatase (asymmetrical) activity
Source: RefSeq, a predicted model, not a curated record